This is a messenger RNA of Paramecium octaurelia, 194 nucleotides long. Lineage: Eukaryota; Ciliophora; Oligohymenophorea; Peniculida; Parameciidae. The record is from the annotation of a GenBank genome assembly.
AUGAUGUCAUAAUAGGAACAUUAAGAGUUCUAAAGUAGAUUUAAAGAUGAGGGAGUAAAUGUAAUAUAAUGAUCUCUAUAAAGAUCAAGAAAUAAAAAGGAAAAGAAAGUGAAUUUUAAAAUGAGGGCUCAAUUAAACUGGCUGAGUCAAGUCACUCGGAAGAAGGUGUUAAAUUAUGUUGCUAGAGGCCAUGA